Phragmites australis (common reed) is the source of this 1983-nucleotide messenger RNA. RefSeq names its product carboxyl-terminal-processing peptidase 2, chloroplastic-like. Gene Ontology annotation, biological process: proteolysis. The transcript is spliced from 13 exons. Gene Ontology annotation, molecular function: protein binding; endopeptidase activity; serine-type peptidase activity. The coding region runs from base 154 to 1743 and encodes 529 amino acids. NCBI's taxonomy places the organism in Eukaryota, Viridiplantae, Streptophyta, Magnoliopsida, Poales, Poaceae. The record is from RefSeq and is a predicted model, not a curated record.
CCACCCCCGCUAAAAAUUCUGCAAUUUCGCGUGGAGCCGAGUGGAAAAGCGGCGACCCCAGAAAAGGAUCGGGAUGCCUCUCUCCCUCUCCGAGUCCUGUCCAUUCGAAAAGCCAUCGCCGACGCCGAGUGAGCGAAAAAAGGGGAGAGACCAAUGGCGACGUGCUCGCGCCCGCGCUUCGUCUCCGCCUCCGCCUCACCGUCGCGGGUUUCCCUUCGCCGCCUUCACACGGUAGCAGUUGUAUCUAUAUGGGAACCUCGUCCACCACUGCGAGCUGCCGGCUGCUGCUUUUCUCAAACGAAGCAUUGCUGUAUGAGAUCCACCAAAUGUUUAGCGAGUGGACCGUCUGCCUCCAUAUUGAAGCGGCCAAUAAAGAGACUGCUGUCUCGUUACUCUUCCCUGAUUAUCAUAUUGCGUGGUAAUCUCGACCGAUGUUACAAUGCUGUGACCUCAAUGCGCCAGGAUGGGGCAUCCAAGCACUUUAUGUCUGUCGGUUUUGGACGCAUGGUUUUAGGGAUGGUGCUCGUCAUGUCCAUCUCGGCAGCCACCUAUACAGCACCGUCAUCAUCGGCACUUACAGAGGAAAAUUUGCUUUUCCUGGAGGCUUGGCGUGCAGUUGAUCGCGCAUACUAUGACAAAUCAUUCAAUGGACAGAGUUGGUUUAGAUACCGUGAGAAUGCUCUUCGCAUUGAACCAAUGAAUACACGAGAAGAGACAUAUGCAGCAAUCAAGAAAAUGCUUUCAACAUUGGAUGACCCAUUCACUCGUUUCUUGGAACCUGAGAAAUUGAAGAGCUUGCGGUCUGGCACGCAAGGCACACUCACGGGUGUAGGUUUAUCGAUUGGCUACCCAAUGGCACUUAAUGGAUCACCUGCAGGGGUUGCUGUUAUGACAGCCACCCCAGGUGGUCCUGCAGAAAAAGCCGGCAUUCUUCCUGGAGACAUCAUUUUGGCAAUUGACAACAGAAGUACAGAAGACAUGGAUAUAUAUGAUGCAGCACAACGCUUACAGGGGCCUGAAGGAAGUUCAGUAGAUUUGUCUAUUCGUAGUGGGGCCAAUACCAUGCAUGUCGUUCUGAAGAGACAAACAGUCACUUUAAACCCAGUGAGGUCGAGGAUGUGUGAGAUUCCUGGUGCAAAAGAUAGCUCAAAGAUUGGUUACAUCAAAUUAACAACUUUUAAUCAAAAUGCUGCAGAAUCCGUUAAGGAGGCCAUUAAGACAUUAAGGGACAACAACGUUAAAUCCUUUGUGUUGGAUCUGCGGAAUAACAGUGGUGGCCUUUUUCCUGAAGGAAUUGAAAUUGCAAAGAUUUGGAUGGACAAGGGAGUUAUUGUAUAUAUAUGCGAUAGCCAAGGCGUUCGUGACAUUUAUGAGGCAGAUGGAGCUGAUACAAUUGCUGCAUCGGAACCUUUGGUUGUGCUGGUAAAUAAAGGAACUGCAAGUGCAAGUGAGAUCCUUGCUGGAGCACUGAAAGACAAUAAACGGGCAGUCGUAUAUGGGGAACCAACAUAUGGAAAAGGGAAGAUUCAAUCGGUGUUUGCAUUGUCUGAUGGAUCUGGCUUAGCUGUGACCGUAGCGCGUUAUGAAACUCCUGCACAUACCGACAUUGACAAGGUUGGUGUGAUCCCAGACCGACCACUGCCAUCGUCAUUCCCGUCAGAUGAAGAUGGCUUUUGCAGCUGCCUCAGGGAUUCAACGUCCCCUUGCAACCUGAAUGCUGCGCAGCUGUUUGCGCGAUCAUGACCAGACCAUUCUCUCAACAUUUCUGGGUUGGAUGGGUUGUACAGAUGAGCAGGGUGCUUCUUAGGUGAUGCUUGUAUGUGUCCGUGCGUGCUGGGUAGUUUCGCGUCCGUAAUUCAUUUCAUUAACAUUGAUUCUGAUUCCAGUUUUAUCUCAUGAGUGUAAAAUGAAAAGGUAUUAUCUCUGGCUGUAAGUCGUGGCUGUGUUGAAUGGAAGCACUGCGAAGAUGUGCAACUUUUCUUC